Peromyscus californicus insignis is the source of this 2169-nucleotide messenger RNA. RefSeq names its product solute carrier family 11 member 1 (gene Slc11a1). The transcript has 15 exons. The record is from RefSeq and is a predicted model, not a curated record. Bases 155 to 1795 code for a protein of 546 amino acids. NCBI's taxonomy places the organism in Eukaryota, Metazoa, Chordata, Mammalia, Rodentia, Cricetidae. Gene Ontology annotation, biological process: metal ion transport. Gene Ontology annotation, cellular component: plasma membrane. Gene Ontology annotation, molecular function: manganese ion transmembrane transporter activity; cadmium ion transmembrane transporter activity; iron ion transmembrane transporter activity.
GGGCAUGCCCUUGGUGAUGUGGAGAUGGAAGCCUGGCAAGGAUGGGAAGGAUGUGUGUUCCCCGACUCUUACUCACUUGUACCAGCACCCAUAGACGGGGACAGAUUGAGAAGCUGCUGGGCCUGCUCGCCACCCAUCUGACACCUGCAUCCUCAUGAUUCGUGACAAGAGCCCCCAGAGGCUGAGCAGGCCCAGCUAUGGCUCUAUUUCCAGCCUGCCUGGCACAGCACCUGUGCCUCCCCAGGAGACCUACUUGAGUGAGAAGAUUCCCAUCCCCAGCACAGAGCAGGGCACGUUCAGCCUGAGGAAACUGUGGGCUUUCACGGGGCCUGGCUUCCUCAUGAGCAUCGCUUUCCUUGACCCAGGCAACAUCGAGUCGGACCUUCAGGCUGGUGCUGUGGCAGGAUUUAAACUGCUCUGGGUGCUGCUCUGGGCCACGGUGCUAGGUUUACUCUGCCAGAGGCUGGCUGCCCGGCUAGGCGUGGUGACAGGCAAGGACUUGGGUGAAGUCUGCCAUCUCUACUACCCUAAGGUGCCCCGCACCCUCCUCUGGCUGACCAUCGAGCUAGCCAUUGUGGGCUCAGACAUGCAGGAAGUCAUCGGCACAGCUAUCUCCUUCAACCUGCUCUCAGCUGGACGCAUCCCCCUGUGGGGUGGCGUCCUGAUCACCAUCGUGGACACAUUCUUCUUCCUCUUCCUGGAUAACUAUGGAUUGCGCAAGUUGGAAGCUUUCUUUGGAUUUCUUAUUACUAUUAUGGCUUUGACCUUCGGUUACGAGUAUGUGGUAGCACGUCCAUCCCAGGGAGCACUUCUUCAGGGCCUGUUCCUGCCCUCCUGCCCCGGCUGUGGUCAGCCUGAGCUGCUGCAGGCGGUGGGCAUUGUUGGCGCCAUCAUCAUGCCCCACAACAUCUACCUGCACUCAGCCUUGGUCAAGUCCAGAGAGGUAGACAGAGCCCGCCGGGCGGACAUUCGAGAAGCCAACAUGUACUUCCUGAUUGAGGCCACCAUUGCCCUCUUUGUGUCCUUCAUCAUCAACCUCUUCGUCAUGGCUGUCUUUGGUCAGGCCUUCUACCAGCAAACCAAUGAGGAAGCGUUCAACAUCUGUGCCAACAGCAGCCUCCACAACUAUGCUAAGAUCUUCCCCAGGGACAAUGACACAGUGUCAGUGGAUAUUUACCAAGGAGGUGUGAUCCUAGGCUGUCUCUUUGGCCCUGCAGCCCUCUACAUCUGGGCAGUGGGUCUCCUGGCAGCCGGCCAGAGUUCAACUAUGACUGGCACCUACGCAGGGCAGUUCGUGAUGGAGGGCUUCCUGAGGCUGCGGUGGUCCCGCUUCGCCCGCGUCCUCCUCACUCGCUCUUGCGCCAUCCUGCCCACCGUGCUUGUGGCUGUCUUCCGAGACCUGAGGGACCUAUCGGGCCUCAACGAUCUGCUCAACGUUCUGCAGAGUCUGCUGCUGCCCUUUGCUGUGCUGCCCAUCUUGACAUUCACCAGCAUGCCAGCCAUCAUGCAGGAGUUUGCCAAUGGUCUGUUGAGCAAAGCCAUCACUUCCUGCAUCAUGGCACUGGUCUGUGCCAUCAACCUCUACUUUGUGGUCAGCUACCUGCCCAGCCUCCCGCACCCUGCCUACUUUGGCCUCGUAGCUCUGCUGGCUCUGGGCUACCUGGGCCUUACUGCCUAUCUGGCCUGGACCUGUUGCAUUGCCCACGGAGCCUCCUUUCUGACCCACAGUUCCCACCAGCACUUCCUAUAUGGGCUCCCCAAAGAGGAGCAGGAAGAUGGGGAGAGCUCUGGGUGAGAGGAGCAGCGGAUCCAGAAAGCAAGGCACUUGGAGAUCCACCAUGCAGCUUAGUGGAUUACAGGUUUCCAGUUUAGACAAGCGCUUCACCUCUGAGUAAAGUGCCCUCAUCCGUGCUAGGGACCACACCCAUCUAACCACCAACGCCAAAGACUUAAAAACACAGAGCCUGGGGCUAGAGAGAUGGCUCAAAUGUUAAGAACACUGGCUGCUCUCUCCAGCACCAACAUGGUGCCUCUCAAGUGACUGUGACUCCCGUUCCAGGGCAUCCAGUGCCCUCUUCUGACUUCCUAGACCGGGUACUGCAUGCACCCGGGCACAGACAGGCAUGCAGGCAAAGCAUCCAUAUAAAUAAAAAUUACUUCAACACAAAA